GGGUCUGUGAUGGAGGAACAACAGGUGGUUCAGAAUGAGAAGUAGAAGUAAUCCAGCAUGUGUUUGUUUUGUUUUUUGUUUGUCGUCACAGAGAUGAAUUCAGACAGCCGUCACCCGUCAGCACCCGAAAGUGUGUAAACCUGUGUGAUGUGUGAGUCACUCCGAGAGGAGGAAGAGACAGAGGAGUGUCUGAGUGGGUGGAGCCGAACAGGAGGAUGAUGAAGAGGAUGCAGAUGAUGAUGAAAGGGAGGAGAGAGUAAGGGAGAGGGAAGGGAAGAGGCUGUGUGUCAGGUCUGGAGUUGGUGCUCGUCAUUAUUCCCAGAGCAGGAUCUGUGAAGGAUUUGUGAAUAGUGAGGAGAAGAACCUGAGAUCCAUCUAGAACUCCAGCAGGAGGGUUUCUCUUCUACUUUACUUCUCUUUUAUCUCCUGUUGGUUUCUCCAGUGUGUAUGUGAUCAGACCCUGGGAGAACCAUGUCAGUGGAAAGUGAGAAGGUGGGGAGGGAGUGAGGACAGGAUGGCGUACACACAGCUGGAACCCAUCAGUGAGGGUCUGCUGUCCACACUGACGGAUCUGCUGCUGUGCCGCUGGUCGUGUGGCUCGUGUUGGCGCUGGUGUUGGGAGUGUAGCUGCUGUCAGACCUCAGAGGAGGAAGUGGAGAUUCUGGGGCCGUUUCCUGCACAGACACCUUCCUGGCUUGUUAACGACUGUAAUGAUGAGAAGGAGUCAAACUCCCACCUGGUGUCCGGUGAUCACGUUCCUCCGGCCCACAACAGCACAGCAGGCAGCAGUAGCCCGGGUUGCACCAGUCCCGGCAGCAGGGGUUCCGGCUCGGAGAACUCUCGCUCCACCUUCAGCCUCGCACGCCAGCUCUCCAGUCUGGACUCACGGCGUCCCAGCUCCCCGAUGCUGGACACAAAGCCCAUAGAAUUCUGGGCCAUGUCCCCGAGAAAGGAGGUAGUUCAGCCCCUGCGCAAACCUCAGCCUCCUCCGGAUGAUUAUUUCCACCAGCUGGAGCCGCGUCUUUACUCAUCUGAGUCUGGUGGAGAUGACGUGGACUCCCUGAGCGACGAGGAGCUCCUGCUGCGCUACAAGCUCGGCCUCCUGCACUUCAGCACGCAGUAUGACCUCGUGCGUGGUCAGCUGAUUGUGCGUGUGAUCGAGGCACGUGAUCUGCCUCCUCCUGGUGUGGGCAUGGCUCACUCCAACCCCUACGUCAAGAUGAGCCUCCUUCCGGACCACAAGAACUCGCGGCAGACCGGCGUCAAACGCAAGACACAGAACCCCGUAUUCGAGGAACGCUUCACCUUCGAGCUGCCCUUCCUCGAGGCUCAGCGCCGCACGCUGCUGCUCUCUGCUCUGGACUUUGACAAAUUCUCACGCCACUGCAUCAUCGGGAAAGUGACGCUUCCGCUCAGCGAGGUGGACCUGGUGAAGGGCGGACACUGGUGGAAGGCUCUGGUGCCCAGCUCCCAGAAUGAGGUGGAACUCGGGGAACUGCUGCUCUCUUUAAACUACUUGCCGAGCGCCGGGCGACUCAACGUGGAUGUCAUCAGAGCUAAGCAGCUGCUGCAGACCGACAUGUGUCAGGGUUCAGAUCCCUUUGUGAAAGUUCAGCUGGUGGCAGGACUGAAGCUGGUGAAGACCAAGAAGACGUCGUGUAUGAGGGGAACCAUCGACCCCUACUUCAACGAGUCCUUCAGCUUCCGGGUUCCUCACGAGGAUCUGAGUGAAGUUAGCCUUGUUUUCACAGUUUAUGGCCACAACGUGAAGAGCAGCAAUGACUUUGUGGGCCGUGUGGUGAUCGGUCAGUUCUCUACAGGUCCGGCCGAGACCACGCACUGGCGGCGUCUGCUCCGUACCCAGCGCACGCCUGUGGAGCAGUGGCACAGUCUGCGAACCCGCGCCGAGUGUGACCGCGUCUCUCCCGCCUCACUCGAGGUCACAUGAUCUUCACUCAGGGGAGGAGGGAAGUGUGGACCGUUUGAAUGGCAGGGCAAGUGAUGAGAGGAACUGCAGCGAUGUGAAAAAACAGUGGGUUCUGAAUCUAACUCAGGUUCUGCUCUGGACUUCAAUCAAAAACACAGAUUGCUGAUGAAGUGUUUUUCUGGCAAUGCAGCAGAGCAUUUUAUCUUCAUCACGCUGAUCAUCUGCCAUCACAGAAGACCUUCAGAACCUCAUCGUCGGCUCGGGCUGACAUCAGCCAGAUCUUUUCUCCUCCUCUUCCUACUCCGUUUCCUUCUCCUCCUCCUCUUCUUCCUCUUUCUCCUUCACCUCCUCUUUCUCUUCCUUCUCCUGCUUUUUCUCCUCUUCUCCUUCUCUUCCUACUCAGCUUCUUUGCCCUUCUCCUCUUCUUCCUGCUGUUAUAGGAGGUGAUGUUGCUCCUGUUAAUCGGCUGAUGGAUGUUUCUGUUGCUCUCAGCUCCACAUCGCGGCUCCAUUUGUGUGUUUAUUAAAUUUUGUAAAAAAAAAAAUAAGACAUCGAUCAGCGAUCACAGAGAUCACGAUGCUCGUCAGCUCGUCUCCCCUUCAAAAGCAGUGUCCAUUACAUUCUACUGUCCCCGUCCUCUUACCCGAAACAUCUAAUCAGAUCCUCUCAUCAUUUUAUGGGAAAAACAAGCAUCUUCUCUUCAUCACGAAAAAGCGUUCAGUCAAAUCCACUAAAACGCUGGAACUCUCAUUCUAACCAAAAAAAAAAACAAAAAACUGUCUGCUACGGACGAGUGUGACGUAUCAGCGCUCCGAGAUUAAAUGUAGUUUAAAGGUGUCAGUGUGUUCAGUCAGACGUCUCACACGGCGGUCCCUGAGACAGACGAGCCUCAGACUCCCCAGAGUUCUGUUUUAUUAAAUUGUGAUUAAAACGUUCUCACGACAGACUGAAGAUGAGCCUCGAGUCGCUGUCCCUCGGACACGACCGCGCGUGUCUACAGACUGAAGAUGAGCCUCGAGUCGCUGUCCCUCGGACACGACCGCGCGUGUCUACAGACUGAAGAUGAGCCUCGAGUCGCUGUCCCUCGGACACGACCGCGCGUGUCUACAGACUGAAAGCAUCCUGUGUUUAAGUGUUUAGUUUGUUUAUUAAUCUCACUUGAAAUGGACUCGGUGUUAGUGUUGGAGUAGAUGAUAACGUCUGUCUGUUUUUAUCUCUGUGCUGUAAGGUAGUGUCUCGUCCUGCCUCGUCUCUCGUCCGCCGCUCUGUCCGUCACGCUGUAAUCCCUGUAGCUGUGUGUCAUGCACAUGUCUUUGCGAUGUAGUGAAAGUCUUCACUGUCUUAAUGUGAAUCUCACUGUUAAUAUUUCAUUCAAGUAGAAACAAUAACUACUUUAGAAUAACGAGGCAGUGAAGAUGUUUAUUUAGAGAAGUUACUGAACAUAUAGAUGUAGAUUUAUCUCUAGAAUAUGGCUGUAUCUAUACUGUACUGACCCUGUGUGUGAACGACAAGAACUGAACAAACCUGUGAUGCUGGAGAGAAAAGAGAAAGAGACAUAAAUAAAUAAAUAGAUAAAUAGAUAAAUAAAUAAACAAACAAACAAAUAAAUAAAUAAAUAAAGAGGUGCUGAAAUGAAAAUGUCUUCUGCACUGCUGAUUUAUGAGGACGAGUGCCGUCGCCUGUUCCCAGCUAACACCGAUGCUAAGUCCAAAGCUAGCAGUUUUGCAGGCUAACAUGCUGCAGCAUCGCUGACAGCAGAAACACAACAGAUUCAUGCAGAAGUUUCCUCAGAUGUGUUAUUAAAUGACUCAGGUGUGUGUGUUCUGUCUGUGUGUGUGUUAGUGUAUCUGUAGCAGAGCUCAGUCUGAACUUUCUCACAUUUCUGACAUCAUCGUGAUCUUCUCUGGUUACGGUGGUGAUGCUGAUCGUACACGCUGAUGCUCUAAAACCCUGAUCACCUAAAAAAAAUCAGUCGUCAAGUGAAAUCAGGAGGAACGUGACGUGUCCUGUAGAGAACGUCUCGAUGAAUAGAGACUUUAAUUCCUGCCUCUGGUUCAUAGCCGCAAACAUACAAGCAAAUCAUCUCAUACUGUCGUAUACAACAGAAAAUAAAAUAAAGCAGAGAUGGCUGUGUGCCUGGUGAGUGUAUGGAGCUAGUUUACAUUUAGCAGACACACUUAUCCAGAGUGAAUUACAUUUUUACUUUAUACAACUGAGCAAUUGAGGGUUAAGGGCCUUGCUCAGGGGCCCAGCAGUGGCGGCUUGAUGGACCGGGGACUCAUGACCCUCCGAUCAGUAAUCCAACACCUUAACCACUAGGCUACCACAUCCCAGUUUGUUAGUUCAGUUAGCACUUUAUGCUAAUCAUGUCUGGGAUUACGCUAACAUGUAGCCAUACAUUGUUUUCAUGCUGAUUAGUGUAUUAGUUAAUGUGUGUGUAAAGACUUUAGGAGUGAUAAGCUGUGUGGCUAAAACAAUCUGUCACUGUGAUAUAAAUCAAAGCUGGCCACGCCCACUAACUACAGACCGCACGAGGGGCUCUUCGUGUGUUAGCGUGAAACUUUGUGAGUUAUGAGAUUAUCUGUGGAGGUACAAAAGGUAGGUGCUUCGCAUCACUCAAAGAAUAAUCAGCUAUCAGCGGGAAAAGGCCGCUAACAGAUGUCAGGAAUGUUCUGUGUGUGUCAUUAGAAUGGAUUAAAGCCUUUAUAAACGUCCCUAUAAUGCUACGUAGAAUCAUUAGAGAACGUCCAGAUGAAUAACGUACUGUACAGUUAGUAAAGACGAGACCCUGCUGGUGGUUUUAGUUAAAUAUGUACAAAUGAACACGAUUAAUGUAACUAAAGAUGUGUUGUGUUGUGGAACAAAACGUUUACAGAACAUUUGGCUGGUUUAUUUUUUAAUCAAGAAAACUCCAUACAGUGAGUAUACAAUAAACUCUAUACAGCGUGUACAAUAAACUCUACACAGCGU
Tachysurus fulvidraco (yellow catfish) is the source of this 4897-nucleotide messenger RNA. It is a transcript of the gene syt17, whose product is annotated as synaptotagmin XVII. Gene Ontology annotation, cellular component: membrane. NCBI's taxonomy places the organism in Eukaryota, Metazoa, Chordata, Actinopteri, Siluriformes, Bagridae. Gene Ontology annotation, molecular function: phosphatidylserine binding; calcium ion binding; syntaxin binding. Bases 515 to 1948 code for a protein of 477 amino acids. The transcript has 8 exons. Gene Ontology annotation, biological process: cellular response to calcium ion; regulation of dopamine secretion; calcium-ion regulated exocytosis. The record is from RefSeq and is a predicted model, not a curated record.